GAAUUUUCAUUUAUUGUGCAAUAUGGACGAUUUGCAUAAAUAUAGCGAUGCAGAAGAAGAUGAAAAGGAAUUGGAAAAGUCGGAGUGGCAGGAGGAUUUUAAAGCACUGACGGUCGGGCAUGAAAUGUUUAAGGAUAUAAAGUUAACAGAAAAUGAAGCCAUAGAUGAUUUAGGCGAGAAAGUUAUAAAUGAGGCUGAAGAGGAAGAGGAGGACUAUGCAUAUGAAUCUGGGGAUGACGAUUAUGAUUUGCACGAUGAUUAUGAUGCCUAUGAGGAAACUUACAGUGGUUUUAACAAACACAAUGCACAGCCCCAGUUAACAACUGGAGGCGGCGUCGGCGCUAGCAAUGCUGGCUCAACUGGUGGCGCACAGCGCGUAAGCAACUAUCAACCCAAUGAGAAGGUGCUACGGCGUUACUCAGCGCGUAUAAAUGUAGAAAAGUAUGAUCCAAAUGCCAAAAUGAGUGCGCAAGCUGCAAAUCGUUUGGUCAGCUUCGAUCGUCGGCAGGAGACAGAACGUGUGCGCGUUCGUGAUAAGCAUGAUCGUGCUACAGCGGAGCAGGUAAUGGAUCCACGCACACGCAUGAUACUCUUUAAGCUGCUUAAUCGUGGACUUAUACAAGAGAUCAAUGGCUGCAUAUCCACAGGAAAGGAGGCAAAUGUUUACCAUGCUGUCUCGAAGAAUGGUGAGGAUGAGUAUGCUAUAAAAAUCUACAAAACGUCUAUACUGGUGUUUAAGGAUCGAGAUAAGUACGUGUCUGGCGAGUUUCGCUUCAGGCAUGGCUACUGCAAGCACAAUCCACGCAAGAUGGUCCGCACCUGGGCAGAAAAGGAGAUGCGUAACUAUUUGCGUAUGCGCAAUGCUAAUGUGCCCGUUCCGGAGCCAAUACUGCUUCGUUCUCAUGUGCUGGUCAUGCGUUUCUGUGGCAAGGAUGGUUGGCCUUCACCCAAGCUUAAAGACGUGGAGAUCAGCACAUCGAAGGCGCGUGAGCUCUAUCGGGAUUGUGUGGUCAUCAUGUGGCGUAUUUACAAUCAGUGUCGUCUUGUGCAUGCCGAUCUGUCCGAAUUCAAUAUACUCUACCAAGAUGGUCAGCUGAUCAUCAUUGAUGUUAGUCAAUCUGUGGAGCAUGAUCAUCCACAUGCAUUUGACUUUCUGCGUAAAGAUUGCACGAAUAUAUCGGAGUUCUUCCGCAAAAAGUCCGUGGCUACCAUGACAGUCAAGGAGCUGUUUGAUUUUAUCACAGAUCAAACUAUAACGGAGCAGAAUAUGGAGCAGUGCCUGGAAAGCAUUUCCGAACGCAUCAAGGAUCGCGAUUUCGAUGCUAUAACAGCGCAGGAAAAGAUUGAUGAGGCAGUUUGGCAAAAUACAUACAUACCAAAACGUUUAGAUGAGGUGCCGCAUUUUGAGCGUGAUGUAACGAAAGCCAAGCAAGGUGUGCAGCAGGAUCUGGUAUACGCUAAGAUUACAGGACUAACAUCAGCCUUGAGUGUGCAGCAACAGCCUGAUGUGCUGCAUAAAGAAGGCGAGGAGAAUGAAGAGGAGGAGCACUCCAGUGCAGACGAAAGCGGUGAUUCUGAUAAUGAAGACGAAGAGAACCCCAAGUUUAAGAACUCGGCUCGUCCUAGAGACGAAUCACCAGAAAGCAAGAAAGCUCGUAAGAAGGCUGUAAAGGAUGCAAAAGCAGAGCAGCGUAAAGUAAAAGUGAAAAAGCAUGUGAAGAAACGCAAAGAGAAACUAGGCAGCAUGAAAAAGUAAAUGUAAAUUCGAUACAAAAUUUAUUUGUAUAAGCUCGAACAUAGUUAAGUAACUGCCGAUUAGUAACUUGUAAAUAAUUUCAAAUCU
Drosophila busckii is the source of this 1843-nucleotide messenger RNA. RefSeq names its product serine/threonine-protein kinase RIO1 (gene RIOK1). Gene Ontology annotation, cellular component: preribosome, small subunit precursor; cytosol. The transcript is spliced from 3 exons. Bases 23 to 1756 code for a protein of 577 amino acids. Gene Ontology annotation, molecular function: ATP binding; protein serine/threonine kinase activity. Lineage: Eukaryota; Metazoa; Arthropoda; Insecta; Diptera; Drosophilidae. The record is from RefSeq and is a predicted model, not a curated record. Gene Ontology annotation, biological process: maturation of SSU-rRNA.